Colletotrichum destructivum is the source of this 1580-nucleotide messenger RNA. RefSeq names its product Putative FMN-dependent dehydrogenase, cytochrome b5-like heme/steroid binding protein. The coding region runs from base 15 to 1508 and encodes 497 amino acids. The record is from RefSeq and is a predicted model, not a curated record. NCBI's taxonomy places the organism in Eukaryota, Fungi, Ascomycota, Sordariomycetes, Glomerellales, Glomerellaceae. Gene Ontology annotation, molecular function: heme binding; oxidoreductase activity. The transcript is spliced from 5 exons.
AUCUUUCGUUAUUCAUGACGAUCUCUGAUAUCAAGCCGUGUAAACAGGCGCAUGCUUCAUAUACAAUGAGUCCAACGUUGUCUCUCUCGGAAGUCCGCCGCCACCAAAGCCCCGGCGAUUGCUGGAUGGCAAUCCACGGCAAAGUCUACAACGUCACCGCAUUUCUCUCUAGUCACCCAGGCGGCAAAUCCAUUCUCUUGAGAAAUUCGGGCAGGGACGCAACUGCUGCCUUCGAUGCAGUACAUCCCAUUGAGGUCUUGGCGGAAUAUUUGAAGCCCAAUCAACUGAUUGGAAAUCUUGAGUCGAAUGUGGAGGACACAUCGCCACCCAAGGGUAAUUCUCUUCCGGAUGUGCCUGCAGAGUUGUUGCCAUCCCGGGGCAGAAUAGAGGAUGGACCUCCGGUAUCUCACAUUCUCAGCAUCUACGAAAUGGAACAAUACGCUCUGAAAAAGCUGAGUCCGAAAGCCGUCUCAUACUACGCCUCCGGAACCGAUGACGAGAUCACCAAGAUUGGAAACGGCGCGAUUUUCCGCUCCAUUCUUUUACGGCCGCGGGUCUUCGUCGACUGCACUCGAUGCUCUCUCUCCACCAAAAUUCUUGGUAACCCAGUCGGGAUGCCCAUCUAUGUCUCGCCCGCCGCCAUGGCCAAGUUGGCCCAUCCUGUAGGCGAGGCUGGCAUCGCCGCAGCGUGUUCGAAAUUCCAGGCGCUGCAGCUCAUCAGCAAAAACGCCUCCAUGUCUCCCUCGGCCAUUGUUCGGGCCGGACCCGACGCGACCUUUGCGUGGCAACUCUACGUGUUGAAAGACAUUGAGGCAACCGAACGGACGCUGGCGCAGAUCAGGGGAAUUCCUCAGAUCAAGUUCAUCGUCCUCACCCUCGACGCCCCUUUCCCCGGCAAAAGAGAGGCGGACGAACGAUUCAAGAUGGCCGAGGUCGCCGGGGGAGCACCGCCGCAGGCUUGGGGCACGGAAUCUGGUCUGACCUGGAAAAGGACUUUGGAGUGGCUCACCAAGCACACUUCGCUGCCCAUCGUCUUGAAGGGCAUCCAGACACACGAAGACGCCUUUGCGGCCACUCUAUUCCCCAGCGUCAGGGGCAUCAUCAUCUCCAACCACGGCGGCCGCGCUCUGGACACGACCAUGACGCCGAUUCAGGUGCUCUUGGAGAUCCGAAAGUUCUGUCCGCAGGUGCUGGACAAGGUGGAUGUUUUGAUCGAUGGCGGUAUCAGGCGAGGGACGGAUGUCGUCAAGGCGUUGGCUUUGGGGGCUAAGGGCGUAGGUAUUGGGAGAGCUGCGUUGUACAGUCUUGCUGUCGGUGGACAGGCAGGAGUCGAGAGGGCAUUGCAGAUUCUUGCCGAUGAGACGAUUACGGCGAUGAGAUUGCUUGGAGUCGAGCGAGUUGACCAGCUUGGGUUGAGACACAUCAACACUGAUAGUCUGCAGUCCCAGCUCUAUGGCGGGCCGCCAGGUCUUGAGGAAGUAGAUAGAGAGUUGAGGUCCAGACUAUAGACAAGUAGAGGGUAACACCAUCCCUGUCUCCUGAGAACCAAACUUGUUGGCGCAUUGCAAAUGAGAAGCAUC